AGAAUGGCGUGUGGUGAGACAAUUUCAGAAUCUUUACUGGUGGCAGCUAUCGACUUUGGUACAACAUUUUCGGGAUAUGCAUUUGCUAUAAGAAAUGACUACAAAGUUGAUCCUACAAGAGUGUCUGGAAGCCAUUGGCAUACAGGUUCACAGCCAGGUCUUUCCCUUAAAACACCCACAUGUAUUUUGUUUAAUCAAAAUCAAGUAUUUGAGUCGUUCGGCGGGGAAGCAGAAGAUAAAUACACAGAGCUAGCACAAGAGGAAGAGCAUAUGGACUGGUUCUUCUUUAAAAGAUUUAAAAUGCAACUAUAUGACAAAAAGGAAAUAUCGAGGGAUUUUAUGUUGGAGGGUGAGAAUGGUUGUCUGAUGCCAGCAAUGAGAGUCUUUACAGAGAGCAUUAAAUUUCUCCGGAUGCACCUAGAGGAGCACAUUAGUAGUAAAACAGACGGUAUAAAGCCACAGGAAAUAGACUGGGUUCUAACGGUACCAGCUAUCUGGUCAGAUCCAGCCAAACAAUUUAUGAGGGAAGCUGCUAAUAAUGGAGGAAUUCCCAACAGUCGCCUGAUCUUGGCGUUAGAACCAGAAGCUGCAUCUAUCUAUUGUAAGAACUUACCUGUCGACAGAACGAUCAGUUCUGGUGGGAGAUCCACACUGGAUGCUUUUGCGGCUGGAACAAAAUAUCUUAUAUUGGACGCUGGAGGUGGUACAAUUGACAUCACUGUACAAGAAAUUAAACCAGACGGUAAUAUUAAACAGAUUUAUAUGGCGAAUGGAGGGGAUUGGGGUGGAGUCAAGGUCGACCAAGCCUUUGACGAAUUUAUGUUGGAUAUUGUCGGAAUGGAAACAAUGGACAAGUUCAGAAAUGAGGACAAAGCAGAAUAUUUGAGCUUAUGUAGGGAGUUCGAGGUGAAAAAGCGUGGCAUUCGUCCAGACAGUACAGCAAAAAUUACACUUCGAAUUCCGUUGAUUUUAAGUGAAAAAUUUCAGGAGGUAAAAGGUGUUUCUUUAAAAGAUUCUUUUAAAUCAAACAAAUCAAUGUCGUGGAUUGGUGAUAAAUUACGCGUUGAUCCUGACACUGCUAAAGAUUUCUAUAGUGAAACUUGCCGCCAAAUUACGCAGCACCUUAAUGGUAUAUUCCAAGAACCAGCAGUUGUUGACACUGAAAUAAUUUUGAUGGUGGGUGGCUUCUCAGAAUCGCAAAUGCUUCAGGAAGCAAUUAAGUCUGCAUACCAUAACAAAACUGUGAUAAUUCCCGAAGAAGCCGGACUUGCCGUGUUGAAGGGAGCUGUUCAAUUUGGAUUCAACCCUAAAGUUAUAAAUCCCCGAAUUAGUAGAUUCACGUAUGGCAUAAGUACAAACAAACGUUUCCGUCCCCAUACCGACCCGGAGGACAAGAAACAAAUCGUCAAUGAUAUCAUGUACUGUCGUGAUAGAUUCGGCAAGCAUGUCGAAAGAGGUCAGCCGAUAGAGGUAGGGGAGGUCACCGAUCAGAGAACUUAUAAUCCAUUAAAAGGUGAUCAGCGUAAAAUACGCCUCCCUAUUUAUGCGUCUCGUGCAGUGGAUCCAGAGUAUAUAGAUGAGACGGAAUGUUCUUACCUUGGCGAUCUUGAGGUAGAUAUGUCGGACAUUAGGGGAGGAUGUGAACGGGAGGUCGUGGUAGGGAUGAGAUUCGGAGGGACCGAUAUUGCCGUUGAAGCUGUGGUGAAAUCCACUGGGGAAAAAGUGGAUGCACGUUUCAACUUUCUGCGUUAAAAAAGUGGAUGCACGUUUCAACUUUCUGCGUUAACAGCCAUAUAUUUGACACUACUGCUUAUAAUUUCUAAUCUAUUAAGGAAAAUAAUUAAUAACCAAUUAUAUACUAUUCCUGUGUACAUGAUUUCCAUAGUCAACACGUUUUAGUUUUCAUACCAAUGUGCUUUUUUUGUAAUUUCGAAUUGUCUGAUUUUAAAGGAAGCUAAUCAUUGUAAAAUGUUGAAAACAAUUCAUGAGGCGAUUAGUGCACAUAGUAAUUUUAUGAGGCAUUCUUGUUUAUUAGUACAGGUGAUUUAAUAAGAUACAAUGUCAAAAUUAAACUCUAUCUUGUAA
Molecule: messenger RNA, 2085 nt
Organism: Mytilus trossulus (common blue mussel)
Lineage: Eukaryota; Metazoa; Mollusca; Bivalvia; Mytilida; Mytilidae
Product: heat shock 70 kDa protein 12A-like
Exons: 4
Coding region: 4-1752 (582 amino acids)
Molecular function (GO): ATP binding; ATP-dependent protein folding chaperone
Source: RefSeq, a predicted model, not a curated record